Molecule: messenger RNA, 3007 nt
Organism: Arachis duranensis
Lineage: Eukaryota; Viridiplantae; Streptophyta; Magnoliopsida; Fabales; Fabaceae
Product: receptor-like protein 46
Exons: 2
Coding region: 106-2898 (930 amino acids)
Molecular function (GO): protein binding
Source: RefSeq, a predicted model, not a curated record
UGGAAAUCUCACCAACCUGCACUUUCUUGAUUUGAGUGGGAAUGAAUUCUGCCACCUUUGGACAUCAAUUUGUUUUCUGAACUGCCAUUACUAGAACAUCUUGACAUGGGUAAUGUUUAUUUUGGCCAACCACAGAAUUUGCUCCAGGUUAGCAUUAACCUCACAAGUGCUCCUAAACUUCAGUUUCUCGGUCUUGCCGGCAACGGGCUUACAGAGUCGGCUCUCGAUGCUUUACAAAACAUGACAUCUCUUGUGCAUCUUGAUCUUUCAAAUAACUAUCUUACUUCAUUUCCAUCAUUGUCAGGCAACUUUGAGAAGCUGGAGUCUCUUGAUCUUUCAAAUUGUGGCCUUCAUGGUUCAAUUCCAAAUGCUUUCAAGAAUGCAACUUCCAUUGAAUUCCUCUCCUUUGAGGGGAAUAAUUUUGACUCUGCUCCACUCUGGUUCCACAAAUUUGAGAAAAUCAAGUAUCUUGAUUUCUCAUUUAACAGGUUUCGAGGUCCAAUACCUAAUGUUUUACAAAACAUGUCUUCUUUUGAGUCCCUUGACCUUUCAUUCAACUACUUCACUUCAAUUCCAUCUUGGUUUCACAAGUUUGAGAAACUUAAGCAUCUUGAUCUUUCAUAUAAUGGGUUUCGGGGUCCCAUUCCCAAUGCUUUACAAAACAUGACCACCAUUGAAUCUCUUGACCUUUCCAAUAACUCUUUCACUUCAGUUCCAUAUUGGUUUGUUGAGUUAAAGACACUUCUCAACCUUGAUCUUUCAGUCAAUGAUUUAACAUUCAUGGAAUGUUCUAUCAAGUUAAUCUUGGGAAGGAUGUGUCAUUUGAAAAGGUUAGAUUUUACAAGAAACAAGCUUCGAAAAGAAUCAAUUGGACACAAUGGGGAGUUGUCUACCUGCAUCAUACAUGAUUUGGAGAUCCUAAAUUUGGGUUAUAAUGAAUUUAAUGAUCAAUUGCCAUCUUGGAUAGGGCAACUUGAAAAUCUAAAGUCCCUUGAUCUAUUUGCAAAUUUUUUCUAUGGUCCCAUUCCCUCUUCUUUUAACAAAUUACUGAAAUUGAAGUUGUUAGAUCUAUCCUAUAACAUGUUAGAAGGGGCCCUUCCUAAUUUUUUGGGACAACUUGAGAAUCUUACCUCCUUAAGACUUUCAAGUAAUAGUUUUAAUGGAACCAUACCUCAAAAUCUUAUUCAACUUGUAAAUCUAUUUGAACUUGAUCUUUCAAAUAACUAUUUGAAGGGACUCAUACCAAAAAAAAUUGGUCAACUUAUAAAUUUAGAAUAUCUUAUUCUUUCAAAUAAUUAUUUUGUAGGACCAAUUCCUGAAAGUCUUCUUCGACUUGUUGUCUUACGGGAACUUGAUCUUUCAAAUAAUUAUUUGAAUGGAACUAUUCCUACAAGUAUUAAUCAACUUGUAUAUUUGAAUAGCCUUGAUCUUUCAAGAAAUAAACUGCAUGGCAACUUUGAUCUUAGUCAAUUUGUGUAUUUGUCACACUUAGAUCUGUCUUCAAAUAAUUUGGAUGGUGCCAUUAUGGUGGGAAAUGAUUUGUCUUCAAUUUUACCAAAUAUGUGGUACUUGAAUCUCUCCCAUAAUCAAUUCAGUGGUACACUUCCUGAUCAUUUUGGCCAAAUAAUGCCUUAUCUGAAUUUCUUGCUUCUUGGAAAUAACCUUUUAAAUGGUUCAAUUCCCAAAUCAUUAUGUCAAAUUGAACUAGGUAUCCUUGACCUUUCAAAGAACAAGCUAUCUGGUGAAAUUCCAAAUUGUUGGAAGGAUAAUGAAAGAUGGAAAGAAAUAAACUUGUCAUUCAACAAACUCUCUGGAGAUUUUCCAAGCUCAUUUGGGAACCUUUCUUCUUUGUUAUGGUUGCAUUUAAACAAUAACAACCUUCAAGGGGAGCUUCCAAUGAUUGUGAGAAAUCUAAAGCUGCUAUUGAUUUUGGAUGCUGGAGAUAAUCAACUUUCUGGCAGGAUUCCAUCAUGGACUGAACAGACGUUUCCUUCACUACAUGUUUUAAGAUUGCGAAAAAACAUGUUGAGUGGUAGAAUUCCUUCACAGCUAUGCAAUCUAUCAUCACUUAGAAUUCUUGACCUUUCCCUCAACAAUUUGUAUGGUUCAAUACCGUGGUGUAUAGGCAAUCUUCGAGGUAUGACUCUCAACAAAUCUACAACAAUUCCUUUUGCAGUAGCACCACCACGACCACAACCACCAUCACCACCUUCUUUCAAGCCAGAGUGGUCAAAGGAGGAUGUUAGAGAGGUCAUGAAGGGAAGAGAACUUGAAUACAUAAAAAUCUUGGAGCUUGUAGUCAUCAUGGACUUGUCAGAAAACAAUUUGGAUGACUCCAUUCCCAUUGGAAUAACUUUGCUCAAUGGAUUGCAUGGCUUGAAUCUAUCAAACAACAAUUUGAUUGGAGAGAUUCCUAACAUGAUAGGGAAUAUGAAAUCAUUGGAAUCGUUUGAUGUAUCAAACAACAAACUCUCAGGCUCAAUUCCAAUUAGCAUGGCAGCUUUAACUUCCUUAAGCUAUUUAAACUUGGGACACAAUAACUUGUCAGGACCAAUUCCCACAAGCUACCAGUUUUCAACUUUUGACUCGUCUACUUAUGAUGGCAACCCAUUUCUCUGUGGACCUCCAUUGAUUAAAAUGUGUCCUGGCCAUGGUUCCGGCCAAGAUCUUCGAGAAAGAGAAUUCGAAGAUAAAGAUGAUGAAACAAAUAAGUUGGAAAAAUGGUUGUUCUUCUUAGUCAUUGCAAUUGGUUUUGCAACGGGGUUUUGGGGAGUUAUUGGAACUUUGUGGUUCAAGAAAAGUUGGAGGCAUGCUUACUUCAGAAGGGUGGAAGAUAUAGCUGACAUAAUCUAUGUGGUAACUAUGAUACGAAUGGCAAGAAACCGUGUUGAUAAUUGAUGUGUUUGUUUUCUUUUUUUCUGUCUUAUCCUAAAUGUUUUAGUGGCAAUUUCAACGUGGUUUGUUACAAAUGUAUGCAUUGAUUGUAAUUAAGGUUACCUUGUUUAUA